AAACUCUCGUGUCUACGCCUCUGGUUCUCUAAGGAGGGUAUAUUCUGUGUUUGAUUCGCUUCUUGCACAUUGAAUUUUUCGUAGAAGAUUCCAUUGUCCUCAUUUAUCCUCUCUUCCUCUGUUAUAAUAAAUACAUCUCUUUGUUGAUCGAUUCUCCUCUGUCUUGUUAAAACCAACAUCGGAGUUCGAUUUCAGGACUUUUCUGCGCUCUUAAUGAAGUGAUUGCGAAGAUUUUUUUAGCUCUAGAUGGCAUUAGAGGGCGAAUACAAAUCCUCUUGAUUGCCCUUUUUUGUUUUAAGUUCUUGAAAGAGUCUUUACUAUUUGGAGGUAGACAUAACAUUCUUACCGGCUAGAGAUUAUGGAAGUGUCAGUCUCUCCUCAACCCCACAAGAUGAAGCUGCAAACUCCUCGUAAAAGCUCUCUUUCAGGAGCUAAGAAAGAUCUGUGGGUUGCUAUACGGGAAGGCUCAUUGGUCGAUGUCGAAUCAGCACUGAACGUACUGAAGAAGAGCGGUGGCAUUCUGAAUUUAAGGAACGGAUGUGGUCUCACUCCUCUGCAUGUUGCAGUCUGGAGAAACCACAUUCCUAUUGUUAGGAGACUUCUAGCUGCUGGCGCUGAUCCUGAUGCCAGGGAUGGAGAAUCUGGCUGGAGUAGUCUUCACAGAGCUUUGCACUUUGGCCAUCUCGCAGUGGCUAGUGUACUAAUUGACUCAGGUGCUUCUUUUACUCUAGAAGACAUAAAGUCAAGAACACCGGUUGACUUGGUCUCAGGCCCUGUGGCUCAGGUCAUUGGUCAGCAGCACAAUUCAGUGGCUACAGAGGUGUUCAGCUGGGGUAAUGGUGCAAACUACCAACUUGGAACUGGCAAUCAAGAUGUUCAGAAGCUACCAGGCAGAGUUGAUUCACUCCAUGGUUGUUUUAUUAAGUCGGUCUCUGCUGCAAAGUUCCAUAGUGUUGCCAUUAGUUCCCAUGGAGAAGUCUACACUUGGGGGUUUGGAAGAGGAGGCCGCCUUGGACAUCCUGAAUUUGACAUUCACAGUGGUCAAGCUGCAGUUAUCACUCCUCGGAAGGUGAUAUCUGGUUUAGGAUCUCGCAGAGUGAAGGCAGUUGCAGCAGCUAAGCACCAUACUGUUAUUGUUACUGAAACAGGAGACGUGUUAACUUGGGGUUCCAAUAGAGAGGGACAGCUUGGUUAUACAUCUGUGGAUACGCAGGCAACACCACGCAAAGUGACUUCUUUGAAAGCGAAGAUUGUAGCUGUUUCUGCGGCAAACAAACACACCGCCGUAGUUUCUGAUUGCGGUGAAGUUUUCACUUGGGGAUGCAACAAGGAAGGCCAGCUUGGUUAUGGAACCUCCAACUCAGCUUCAAACUAUUUCCCCAGAUUGGUUGAUUACUUGAAAGGAAAAGUUUUCACGGCCAUCUCAUCUGCAAAAUACCACACUCUCGUCUUGAGAGAAGAUGGAGAGGUGUACACUUGGGGUCAUCGGCUGGUGACUCCGAGACGUGUUAAUGUUUCCCGGAAUCUAAAGAAAGCUGGGAACACGCUGUUGAAUUUUCAUAGAAGGAGACCUCUUAGAGUGACUGCAAUAGCUGCUGGAAUGGUACACAGCAUGGCUCUAGCAGAAGAUGGUGCAUUGUUUUAUUGGGUUUCUUCUGACUCCAAUCUCAAAGGCCAACAGUUGCAUAGUCUGCAAGGGAAAACAGUUGUGAGCAUUUCAGCGGGUAAAUAUUGGGCAUCUGCUGCUACAAGCACAGGUGAAGUCUACAUGUGGGAUGGGAAGACAGAUAAAGACGUGCCGCCGUCUCUUUCUCGCAUCCACAACUUGAAAAGAGCAACCACAGUUGCUGUUGGCGAGACGCAUCUUCUGGUUGUGGCGUCUCUGUAUCACCCUGCCUAUGCUCCUGCUGCGCUUACCAAGUAUCUGACUCUGCAAGCGGAUGAAUCUAGGGGGGUACAACAUGAAGAGCUGGACGAGGGUUUUAUGUUUGAUGAUGUGGAAUCUGUUAACGUGUUACCAUCCGCACAACAUGAUAAUCCCAAGGAGCGGACAGUACCUAGCUUGAAGAGUUUGUGCGAGAAGGUGGCGGCGGAGAGUAUAGUAGAGCCUCGGAAUGCUAUUCAACUUCUUGAAAUUGCGGAUUCACUUGGAGCUCAUGACCUCAAGAAGUACUGUGAGGACCUUAUAAUCCGAAACCUUGACUUCAUCUUGACCGUUUCUCCCCAAACAAUAGCAAACACAUCACCUGAUGUUCUCGCCAAUCUUGAGAAGCUACUAGACGACAGAUCAUCCGAACCGUGGAGCUCACGACCACUUCCAACACCAACAGCCACCUUCCCUGUUGUGAUAGAUAGCGAAGAGGAGGAAAGCGAGAGCGACAUCUUACGAACUCGUGACAACCAUGUGAUGAAACACUUCGCCUGCGUUACCGAAGGAUCCUCCUUCUUGCAACCAGAGGAUGAGCUGGCUCAACGUAACACCAAAGAAGUCCGGGCUUUGAGGAAGAAGCUGCAACAGAUUGAGAUCCUUGAAGCGAAGCUAACAAGAGGACAAGCUCUUGAUGGUCAGCAAAUAGCAAAGCUUCAGAAGAAACUGGAUAUUGAGAGUUCGCUUGUGGAACUUGGUAUCUCUGUUGAAGAGUCAUCUUCAGGUUUGCCACUAGAUGGAAAGGCUAACAAGAAGGCUGAUGGUUUAAAGAAAAAGAAGAAAAAGGGUAAACAGAGGUUUGCACAAGUUGAGACUCUCCCUGAGUUUGGUGAAGUUAAAGUGGAAGUAGAUGCAAUGCAGAUUAAAGAAACCGAGGAAACUAUCAAGCCAAAGGACGGCAAUGCUAUGUUGGAUGUGACGUUAGUUAGCGAGUUCACCAAAGAAGCAGACUCUAUCUCACUCUCGCAGAAGAAAGACAAUCCACCUGACUCACCGAGAAGCAAGAAAGCUGCAACCAAAGCAAACAAGAAGAAGAACAGAAAGGGAGGACUGUCCAUGUUCUUGACCGGUGCUCUUGAUGAUAACCCCAAACCCGUUGUUGCUCCUCCACCAAAGCCCAAGAGCAAAGGUCCUGCGUGGGGCGGUGCUGCUAAGGUUUCAAAAGGGUACUCAUCUCUUCGAGAUAUUCAAGACGAACAAAGCAAGACUCCUCAGCCUCAUGAGCAGCCUGUUAGGACUACUAAACAUCAGUUAGGGGAUGAGUCUUGUGGUAAGAUACUACUUAGUUCUUUCUUGACCUCGAAGCCGAUUCCUGUGGAAUCAACGAGGAGUUUGCAGCAGCAAUGUGAUGUGGAAAAGGGAACUCCUCCUUGGGCUUCUUCUGCAACUCCUCCCCACGUUUCUCGACCUUCUCUUAGAGAUAUCCAGAUGCAGCAGGUGAAGAAGCAACAGUCUCUGUCCCACAGUCCAAAGACGAAAACAUCAGGCUUCACUGUUGCAACAGGGCAAGGAUCUCCAUCAGAUUCGCCUGGAGCUAACCGGUGGUUCAAACCAGAGGUCGAUGCUCCAUCAUCAAUCCGCUCUAUACAGGUGGAAGAGAAAGCAAUGAAGGAUUUGCGCCGAUUCUACAGCAGUGUGAAGGUAGUCAGGAACCAGAACUGAAUGAGACAUCAUUACCUUUCUCAACAGGUCUCAUUCUCAAAAGUGUUGUAGUUGUAGUUGUACUUGUACAGAUGCUGUCUCGACUGUACAUUGGGGUUUCCCCUAAAGUCGUCAGCCAUUUUCUUUUUCUUUUUCUUUAAAGUUGUUAGCUGUGAGAGUGAUGCUCAUGUUCAUGUACAUCGUUGGUGUACCUGAAGCUCUUUAUUAGUCUCUUCACAAACUAUUUUAGAUGUACUCUUGAAAUAACAAUAAGAAGCUUGGAUAAAUCAUUCUU
Brassica oleracea var. oleracea is the source of this 3863-nucleotide messenger RNA. RefSeq lists its product as uncharacterized. The record is from RefSeq and is a predicted model, not a curated record. The transcript has 11 exons. Gene Ontology annotation, molecular function: protein binding. The coding region runs from base 359 to 3589 and encodes 1076 amino acids. Lineage: Eukaryota; Viridiplantae; Streptophyta; Magnoliopsida; Brassicales; Brassicaceae.